UUUCUAUGUAUUUAUUCUGCAUGAAUCGACAUGUAAACUGUCCUCGAAGUAUCCAUGUCCAGCCAAUCACACGUGCCGCGUUUCGUUGAGUCGCGCCCCUGCACGCUGCACGCCUCCCGCAGAGCCCCGCGCCAAAAAGUUUCCAGCCGACCCCGCCAGAACCGUCAACACCAGAAACGUCAACACCGUACACCACCACACAACCAUGACGGCGCUCGCAGGCGCUCCCGUCCUCUCGACGCCCGAAGCGCACCUCUUCGAGGCCCCCGCGCCCGUCGCCACGUCGGCCCCGCUGUCGGACGAGCAGGUGUCGCUGACUUAUGAGAUUGCGCGCACGGUGCAGGAGAUCCGCGCCGGGAGGUGGAAGAGAGUCGCGCUGCAGUUCCCGGACCACAUGCUAGGCGAUGCGCCGCGCGUGUUCGAGCAGCUGAGCCGCGGGCUGGCGGCGCGGAGGGCUGAAGGCGGCGAGCGCGCGGGUGUCAAGACGACUGAAGCCACGACCGUCUCGACGACCGCGCUCGCCGCGCAGCUGGAGACCAACAUGGGGCUCGCCGACCCGCCCGACGACACGGAGCGCCUGUUCAUCCUCGGCGACACGGCGUACGGCGCGUGCUGCGUCGACGAAGUAGCCGCCGAGCACGUCGACGCCGACUGCGUCGUGCACUACGGCCGCUCGUGCCUGUCGCCGCCCGCCCGCCUGCCCGUCAUCUACGUCUUCACCGCGCCGCCGCUGGACCUGGCGCGCUGCGCCGCCGCGUUCGCCGCCACGUACCCGGACCGCGCCGCCCGCGUCGUGCUCAUGGCCGAUAUCCCGUUUGCGCACCACCUGCCCGCGCUGGAGGAGCGGCUGCGCGCCGAUGGAUACUCCGCGCUGUUCGCAACGCAGCUGCGCCACGACCCCGCCGCCGCGCUGCCCAACCGCAGUGUCCCCGCGUCCCCCGCGCUGAGCGAGUGGGCCCUGUUCCACGUCGCGCCGCCGCCGACCGCGCUCCUCCUCACGCUCGCCUCGCGCGUGGCAUCGACACACAUCUACACGCCCCCCGCGCCGGGAACAGACCCGCCAGCCACAGACCCCGUCCCGCCCGCCGACGAAGCACGCGCCCACCCCGCCCUGCGCCGCCGCUACGCGCUCCUCUCGACCCUCCCCUCCGCGCCCAUAAUCGGCAUCCUCCUCGGCACCCUGAACGCCACGCACCUCCCGGUCCUCGCCGCGGUCCAGCGCCUCAUCGCCGCCGCGGGCAAGAAAUCGUACACCCUGGUCGUCGGCAAAGUCAAUGUCCCGAAGCUGGCGAAUUUCAGCGAGGUGGGCGCGUGGGUCGUCGUCGGGUGCUGGGAGAGCGGGGUCGUGGACGGCGAGGGGUUUUGGCGGCCUGUGGUUACGGCGUGGGAGGCGCGGGUGGCGCUGGAGGGGGCGUGGACGGGGGAGUGGAGGGGGGAUUAUGUGCCGGGGAGCGCAGGUGCAGACGGAGAAGGAGGGGAAGGGGGAGAGGGAGGGGAGGCCGAGCAGGACGGUGAUGUGGAUGUGGAUGUGGAUGCGGAUGUGGAUGCACACGCAGACGGCGACGCAGACGGCGACGCAGACUCAGAGGAGGAAUCAGAACCCCCCGAAUUCGACCUCCGCACCGGCCGCUACGUCUCGCACGCCCGCCCCAUGCGCCGCGCCGCCCCGCGCCCGGCCACGAACCACACAUCGCCAGACGGCACAUCGCCAGACGGCACAUCUGCAACCCCCGCGUCUGCAGACACUGCCUCCACAGCACUAGCCAAACGCGCACCCACCGCGCUAGCUUCCAUCAACGGCGUCGUGUCCCCCGGCGCCGAGUUCCUGAGGUCUGGGCGCGGGUGGGUUGGGCUGGGGAGUGAUUUUCACACUGCUGAUGGUGAAGAGGAUGGCGAUGGCGGUGGUAAUGGUGGUGAUGGGAAUGGUGGAGGGCGGGCGGCGCGGAUGGAGGAGGGACGGCGGGGGAUUGCGCGGGGGUAUCGGGUGGGCGAGGGGGGGACGCACUGAGAUAGCUGCCGUCACAGUAGCCUUACAAACAAAUGCCAGGACGCGAGAUGGCGAGUUCGUGCGAUUGAACGCGCGUGAGACUGGUGACUUGACGUGCAUACCCUACGGUGAUAACAACGACAGCAAUAGUAGUAGCAGCAGCGCAGCAGCACGGCAAUCCCAUUGCAAUACCACGUCGUCUACCAAAUCCGCUUCCCCACCAUCGCAUACCGACUCACGCCCCCCAACCCC
Messenger RNA from Boeremia exigua, 2239 nucleotides. Its product is annotated as putative diphthamide synthesis protein-domain-containing protein. NCBI's taxonomy places the organism in Eukaryota, Fungi, Ascomycota, Dothideomycetes, Pleosporales, Didymellaceae. Gene Ontology annotation, molecular function: 2-(3-amino-3-carboxypropyl)histidine synthase activity. The coding region runs from base 206 to 2008 and encodes 600 amino acids. The transcript has a single exon. Gene Ontology annotation, biological process: protein histidyl modification to diphthamide. The record is from RefSeq and is a predicted model, not a curated record.